AUGCCUUCUACUACAGCACGUAUUAGAGACAAUUUGGAAACGGCAUACCCAAAUGACAUUUUUUUUGUUUGCAAAUUCGCAGCACCUGGUGGAGCAUCAUCGUAUGAAGGUCAAGUAUUAUUAAAUCAGCAAUUAGAAGAUGGAGAUUGGUUGAGAGUUUACAAAUUAUCAAAAUCAUCCGGACCCAUGAUGAAUAAUGUUAUAGUCAAACAUAUAGCAUUUCCUUUUGUUUAUGAUACAAAAGGCAUAAUAAAUAAUGAAGCACGACGUGAGAUACUUCAUCACAGUCUGAAGACUUUAUUUCCACAUCAUAAUGUCAAUGUGAUUAUUUUCAAUGAACCCUGGGAGAGUGCUUCAUGUGCUAAAGGUUGUGUCUCAUUUAUAAAUGAGUAUGGGUCUGAUGUCUGUGUUAUUUUGAGUUAA
This is a messenger RNA of Rotaria sp. Silwood2, 423 nucleotides long. Lineage: Eukaryota; Metazoa; Rotifera; Eurotatoria; Philodinida; Philodinidae. The record is from the annotation of a GenBank genome assembly.